Messenger RNA from Myotis myotis, 1223 nucleotides. RefSeq names its product translation initiation factor IF-2-like. The transcript has 3 exons. NCBI's taxonomy places the organism in Eukaryota, Metazoa, Chordata, Mammalia, Chiroptera, Vespertilionidae. Bases 1 to 1155 code for a protein of 384 amino acids. The record is from RefSeq and is a predicted model, not a curated record.
AUGCCCACGCCGCUGGGGACCGCACGUCUUAGAAACGCAUCUACUCGGGGCCGGGGCCUGAAAACCGGUCAGGUCGGAAACCGACCGGGGCCCCAUCAAGAUGAAGACCAGGAGCAGAAAAGCCCUCAUCAGACACCGCCGCCGCGGGCCCCGCCCCGCCCUCCGCCGGCCCCUCCGCACCCGCGGCUGCGGAUUUCUCACGACCCAAGGCCAGCCGGGCGCGUCCACGGCGGGGCACAGCACUUCCGCCCGCGGCCGGCGGAACUACAAGUCCCGGCAGCCUUCGCGCAAGGCCCGCCCCUCCCCACCCCCGCCCGAGCCGAGUCCCAGAACUCCCCGCGAGACGCUGAGCCUCGAAAUAGAACAAAACCGGCGGGUGGGGGAGGGGAAAGGCCAGGGUCGCGGAGGACGCGGGGCAGGAGGGCCGGCGGAGGGUGCCGAGCCCCACCCGGCCUUGGGGCCACCCCCCGGGCCGCAGCUGCCGGGAGCGGAGACGGCGGCCUGCGCCCGCGGGACGCGGGGAAGGUCCCGCCGGGGCUCGUCGCUGGCUCCCCCGCGGCCCGCAGCCCCUCGCCCGGCGCCCCGCAGGCCCUCCCGCACUCCGGCGCAAACCUGGGGCUCGGGCACCGCAGCGGCUUCGCUGUCCGCGGCCGACGCAGAGACGCCGCUCUCAGCCGUUUCCCAGAAGCCCCCGGCGCGGACGGCUUCCUGUCUGCGGCCCGGGAGGCGGGAGCGCGAAGCCCCGCGUUGCCAUGGGGACGCGCCCGGGGCGGGGGAGGGGCGCCCCGCGACAAUGACCGCUUUGAGGCCGGGCUUGGCCGGGCGCCUCUCUCCGGGGGCAGCCCCCGGCCUGCGUCCCGCCUGCACGACAAGGGAGGGGAAGGGGAUCCUGCCGCCGAGCGGGGCUCUGCGGGCUCUCACGCCGUGCACGGGCCCUGCCGCCUGCGCCGCGGGGACCUGGACAGGGUCCGAGCGGCCUGCCGGACACGGGCCGCCGUCCUUUUUCCCCGCAGCCCUGCGUCCCGGAGCUUCACCAGCCCCAGGUCUCAGCCGAUCCUGCACAGGAACGAACCACCACCAGGUAACAAGGCGAGAACGCGCAGAGCUGCCCUGGCCGGUUUGGCUCAGUGGAUAGAGCGUCGGCCUGCGGACUGAAGGGUCCCAGGUUCAGUUCCGGUCAAGGGCAUGUAUGUACCUUGGUUGCGGGCACAUCCCCCGUGGGG